This is a messenger RNA of Racocetra persica, 576 nucleotides long. NCBI's taxonomy places the organism in Eukaryota, Fungi, Glomeromycota, Glomeromycetes, Diversisporales, Gigasporaceae. The record is from the annotation of a GenBank genome assembly.
AUGUCUACAUCAAAUGAAACUACUAACAUUGAUGAUAAAGAUUGUUCUGGAUGUGGAAAAAUUAAACCAGCUUCAGAAUUUACAAGACGGUUUGAAAUACAAAAUAAAUCCUUAGAUAAUAUACAUAUUAAUACUGAUAAUCAUGAAAACAGCAGUGAACUUCUUUAUGAAAUUUGUGAUAUUGAAGAGCUUAUAGCCAUUCAUUUUAAAAAUAGCGAAGAAAAUGAUAGCAAGGUCGAAUUCUCUACAAUAGUAAAGAUAGAAAAUGAAUUGAUUAAUGAAGAAACAUUCUUAUCAGAAUCAAAUUUUGAAGAAUUAUUAGCACCAGAAUUAGAUUAUGAAGAGAUGUUAUUACCAGAGUUAGAUCAUGAAGAAAUAUUAUCAUCUGAAUUAGAUCAGAAUGAAAUGUUAUCACUAGAAUUAGAUAAAAAGGAUAAAAAAAAAAUUUGUAAAACCAAGUCAGUCUCGAAGUCAUCAAGUACUCAAAACACAAGUGUUCUUGUUACUAAUCGCUAUGAAAUUAUUGAAAACAGAAAAGAUGAGUUAAAUUCUGAUCUUAAAAUGUUCGAGAUGUUA